AUGAAGCAAACACAGUGUUCAGAUACUUCUCGGAGCCAAGAUGGCCUUAGGAUUUUCCAUUCACAAGACUCAAAACCAACAGAGGAGCAGAUCGAACAGUGGUGCCAAGAAAUGGAGAGAUACGUGAAUUUCGAUGACGAGUCCGAGCAUGAGGCAACAGAGCAGAAAGUGGGGGAUUACCAGGAAUCUCGGCUGCCUGGCGACUCUUGGUUUGCUUCGGGCACACUAAGCGGCGGCGAGAACACGAGCGGUGGGCCUGCUGCCCUGCAGCCUUUCCCCUUACUUCGGAGGAGUCCCGCGGUUGGCCGUCGUAGACGGACAGCUGCUGGUAGUACGGCAGCAAAGCGCGUUUCGGGCGGGACAGGGAGGCUAAGCCGUGAAGAAGAAGAUUCAUUGCCGUCGCAGGAGGACACGGAGAACGUCAUUCGUGACAUUCUCAACAUCCCCCGCGAUGUUGCAAUUGAAGAUGCGUGGCCCGUGGAUGUCACUCCAUGGGUUCGAUACAAAGAAAUAGACACCCUGAUGCUUGUUCUCUGCUCCUCAGAGAGUAAUAGAGCAACAGUACAGGAAAUAAUAAACUUCUUGGUAAAGAGGUAUCCGGUGCUGGCAAAUACACGGACUUCUAAUUCUGGAUGGUGUGGAACACUUCGUGGGUACCUCACCCAUCUGCCUCAAUUCAGGCGAAUUGAGCGUGAUGGGAAGAAGGGAGACUAUUGGGUCCUUGACGUGACCAAGAUCCAUGGACACAGAUUGAGUGCUAAAACCCCGUCAGAUGUUGCUGAUUGGUGUCCUGACCUCGCGACGUACACACCAAAGUUACUACAGCUUGCCGGUUAUAAAAUGUAUCCCACCUACAGCAACAUUGGUUUCACACAUACAAUGGACAUGUUUGGGGGAGCGUUUAUCUCACAGAGCUUACCAGCGCUCGUGGAUUUACAGUCCGAGAAAGUAUUUCAGGAGUGA
Molecule: messenger RNA, 963 nt
Organism: Psilocybe cubensis
Lineage: Eukaryota; Fungi; Basidiomycota; Agaricomycetes; Agaricales; Agrocybaceae
Exons: 5
Coding region: 1-963 (320 amino acids)
Biological process (GO): regulation of DNA-templated transcription
Molecular function (GO): sequence-specific DNA binding; DNA-binding transcription factor activity
Source: RefSeq, a predicted model, not a curated record